UCAGUUGUUUUCCUGCUCAGACGCGGCUAGUUCAAGUUGCCAUAGUACGGCGAUGCAUAAUCUCUGCUGUUUUCUUUCAACUAAAAAUUCGCGUAAGCGAUAUAGUCAUGGAAUAUAUUUUACAUAUCUCCGGUGAACAAAUGUAGGGUUUUGCGGUCGUUAUGGCACUACAUCAUGAUUAGCUUGGCAAGCUUUAGGUGUGCUAGCUAGCAUUUAGUGUUUGUCACUUGUUGCUAGUCAAGCGGAGCAUCAUCCCUCAACAAUGCUACAGACAAGAGUUGAAUAGGAAAACCGAUAAAGAUAUAUAUAUAUUAAAAUAUAUAUAUAUCUUUUAGAAUUUUACUGGUCUCGGAGAAGUUUUACGUCGUUUCGUAGCAAAGCGAAAGCUUUCCAAUUGCGUCGCGAAUGUGUUUUACAAUUCUUUUGUCAUUGAGCGUUUUUUUUUUAAUUUUUAUUAUUUUUUUAUUUUUUUUUAUAUAAACUCCGGUUACUAAUCUUCAGACUUCUUCAGUCGUUUCUUGAACCGUAAUUCCGAAGUAUGGACACAUCCAGUGGGUCAGAUUCGCACGACAGACUUUGUGAAGCCCACCGCAGACCUCCACGGGAAAGAGGCCGAGCCAGUGGGCGAGCAGCUGACAUCUCAGAGAAGAUCGGCACACUGUGCAGCACUUUGCAGGACACCAAUCGGAACUUGACCAAGGUGGACCAUAUGCUGGGCCAGUACCGAGAGCAGACCAUUGACCAGGCUGAGGCCAUGGCUUUGCUUCGGGAUAACCUGGAAGAGUCCAUCAGUCAGCUACAGGCACAGAGGCUGAGCAGGACCAAUGGUGCUCACAGCAGUGCUUCUGCCUCCAGCCUGCAUUCCAGUGACAUGGAUUGUUGCCCUGGAUCAGAUGGCCAACAUUUCAAACCAACUUCUCCACUAAAAGACUACACAGGAACGCCAGGGAGGAGGAGGAGGUCUCACUCUGCAAGUGUUCGUUUCAAGAAUAGCAGCUUGUUGGGAGAGGAUAUUCACACUUUGCACCAGUCCUUGAGGGAUCUGCGUUGUGACCAACAGAGACUGUCAGUGGACCUGGAUCGAGAAAUUAUCAGGAGGAAUAGGGCUGAUGUUGACACCAGGCUUGCAAUAGAGAGCCUCUCUGAUCACGUCGCCCCUUUACAGCGACAGGACUCUAGACACAAAGUCAAUGUCAGUGAGAGAGAGGACACCGUGACGUCCAGACUACUGAAUGCAGAAACGGAGAAGUCCAAGACGGAGCAGGAGCUGGAAAAAGUUCAAGGACUACUUGAUCAGUCAGAGGACAGCAGAGUGUCGCUGCUUCAACAGGUGGAGAAAAUGCGGGGUGAUCUGCAGAGGGCCAGGAAGGAGAAGACAGAGCUUCAGAGGGUCUGGCUACAGCCUGGUCAUGGCAACUAUACAGGCAGGGAAGAGGGAAGAUUACCAGAUGGUUCAGACAUGGAAAAUGAGGUAGCAGAACUGCGAGCACAACUGCGCAAGGCAUCGGCCAACGGUGAGGUUGAGGAACUGAAGAAGGCUGUGGACCGCAAGGAGAGAGAGCGGAUACAGCUGAGUAUCCAGUUGGAGGGCUUGUCUGCAGACUUGGCAAGGCGGGAGCAACAGCAAAUGCGAAUGCUUGAACAACUGAGAGACAUACAGAGUCGAGGGCAGACUGAGAGGACUGAGACUGAGGCUUUACUCCAGGAGAGCUCAAGAAGCAGAGACGAACUGAAGGCCAAGGCCCAAAAGGCUGUGCGCCAAUGGAGGGCAAAGUGCAAUAGACUGCAGAAGGAGCUGGAGGAGGCCCGGGCCCACGUUCGGCUGCACACUGACAAGGCAGCACAGGUAGCCAAAGAAAGGGAGGGCUCGCACACCCAGCUGAAAGCACUGAGCCAGCAGGCUGAGGCUGCCCGCCGAGAGCUGGCUGAAAACCUACAACGUUUGGCCCAGCGUGAAGAGGAGCUCCACCGCAAGGACGUGGCGCUCUCUGAGAGCUGCCAGCGCCAACUGGCUCAAGAGCAGGAAAUUCGGGAGGUGAAGGAGUCUUCUGCUGGCCUUCAGAUGGAAGUUCGGCAUCAGUCAGACAACCUGGUAAGAGUGAGGGAAGAGAAGCAGAGGCUCCUAGAACAAGUUGAAACGCAAGCCCGUCUCAGUCAGAGAGACCACAAUAAGCAAGCUGACCUCCAGGUCACAGUGAAUCAAAUGACGUCAGCCCAUGCCCAAAAAGCACACCGCUUGACUGAGGCAGAAGCUUCCAAGAAGGAGCUUCAGAAGGUCACAGCGGAAUUGCAGGCCAAACUGGCUCUGGUACAGAAAGAGCCGGAUACGCUGAGGCAACAGCUGCAGCUUGAGAGAGAGGUUCAUCGGAAGGAGCUGGACAACCUGAAGGCCACAAUUGAAGAAGGCAGGACGAAGAACAAGGAAAUGCACGACAUGCUCCUACUCUGCCGUCAGCAGCGUGAUGAAAUCCAGUCACAGUUAAACGAUGUUAAGGCAGGUGCAGUGUCGGACAAGAAGUUGUGCGAGGCGCUGUGUGUCAAGUUGGACAGGAUGAAGGAUGAGUGCGAUAAGCUGGCUGCACAGCUGAGCUCAAAAGAGGAUGCACAUGCACUCCUCUACAAAAAAUACCAGCUACUUAAACUGGAACUGGAUGAAGUCAGGUCAGAUGGAGGGCAUGCAACAGUAGCAGAGCUUGUUAUACUGGAAGAGAAGGUGGCAGAGAUGGAAGCAGAACAUGGGACACUUCUUUCUUCCAUCAGUGAUGAACUUGAUGCAGCUCUCCAAGGCCUGCCAAGGAAUGGUGAAGACAACUUUCAGGCAACUACGAAAGCUGGAUUAGUAAAAGACCACUCCCUUUGGCUAGCAGAGACAAAGUCCAAGCUACGCUGGCUGCGUAAGGAGGUGCGGGAGCAUGACACAAGAGAACAGCGCCUGAGGAGGCAGCACAAGCACACCAGGGAUGAGCUGAAAGCACUCAGGCAGACUCGGAGCACAGACCGGGAUGCUCUCUUGCAGCGGCUAGAUGAACAAGAAAAGCUGCUGCUCUCCAUCAGCACUGAAAAAAAAGAACUGUUAGAGGGGAAUCGCAAGAAGGAUGACGAAAUGAGAAGCCUUCAGGAUCGUGUUUUGGAUCUAGAGUUGAAAUCAAGAGCAGCAAUGGACUACUUGGAGUCAAUUCCAGAUCAGCGGUAUCUGGCAGACAAUUUCAAGGACAUAGAGGAGUCACAAUGGCAGAAGGAAGUGGUCGAGCAGUGCUACACCAAACACAAAGAAAUCGUCUGGGACCUGCAGCACCAGCUUAAUGAGUCGAAACGCAAAAUCCACGAGUGCAGGGAGGAGAAGUUAGAUGCCACAUCCAGGAGUAUGAGACUAGCUGUCCUGGCUUCUUCCAUCACGAGUUCUGUGAGAUCCGAUACGCUGUCUCCGCACAAACGCCUGACCACUUCCGACCUGGACGACUCUGCAGUCAACAUGGCCAAAUUCCUCCCAGAUCCUUUACAGCUCAACCAUAAGUGAACUUGUUUCUUUUGUUGUUGUUUUGCAUGUGCACACACUGGACCGGUGAUCAAACACAUCAACAACUUGACUCUACUUGCAAGUCUUCUGACUACCUCAAACACAACCCCUGAUGGUGCACCAUGCCCAAUUUAGUGCGAAUUUGAGCCUGUAGUCGAGGGGGACUGCUGAUUCAGUCUACAAACCGGAAUUGAAUUGAUUUGCUCAGUUAUUUAUGCCAAUACAUAGUGUACAUGCAUACAUAUGCCAGUCAGUAUGUUUGGAACUGGAAUGGCUCAGUGUGAGAGAGAUCACCAGUGCCUUUUGCAUUUCUUGAAACAAUGUGUCAUCAUGAUAGUAUUCUGUUGGUGUAUUAUAUAUUUGUAAAAGAAAAACUAAAGUCUAUUUUUUAUGAACUGUGAAGAAGACUACGCACUACGAAUAAAUCCUGAGGGGGCCUAUCAUUUGUAUUCCUGAAA
Messenger RNA from Phyllopteryx taeniolatus (common seadragon), 3975 nucleotides. Its product is annotated as centrosomal protein of 128 kDa-like. The transcript is spliced from 24 exons. NCBI's taxonomy places the organism in Eukaryota, Metazoa, Chordata, Actinopteri, Syngnathiformes, Syngnathidae. Bases 539 to 3517 code for a protein of 992 amino acids. The record is from RefSeq and is a predicted model, not a curated record.